UAAUAAAUAGAUUGGCGACAGGUCCUCCUGGCGUCUACCGACGAGCCGCUCAGCCUCACUCACGCACAGAGACUUCUUUUUGCCUAGUGGCAGGGAAGUUGUACCAGCCACGCCUGAUUGCUUGGAAUCUUUCGUUAUGCUGUAGUUGUCGAUUAAUUUCACACCACCAACAUCUCUAAGCUAGGAGGAGAAAUGCAGUACCUGUAGGGUAAUUUUUCUACUAGUUUAAAUACGCCACCUUAUUGCAGGUGUCCCUCAUUCACAUCGUGUUUAUCGCUCUUUUAACCCACAAUAUAAUCGCCACAGGCUUGCAAACUCUUGAUUGAAAGACUGAUACUCGAGCCUCUCUCCCGUCAUCGAUCGCCCCACCACCUGGCUGGGAGGAAAGAGACACCGGGAAGAGUGACUUGUGUCCUGACGAUGGUAACUUUAGUGGUCCUUCACUGAACUAGGAUAUCGACCUUGAGGAGCAGCAGCGGGGUGGUGAACGCCUAAUUGUGCGGGAUACUUAAGUUGUCAGGUGUCGUGAGGGGAAGCAGAAGCAGCAGCAUUAGCGGUAUCAGUGAACGUUAGUGUGUGAAGUGUAUUGGCCCAGUGUCUUCAGCCUUUUCCCGGCGAGAGACAACAGAGCUUUACUCCGCACGUGCAAGCAUAGAGGCGCCUUGUGACGCCCCCACCACCCAGGCAGCGAGGGUCGUGCAGACUGGCGUAGCGGCAGAGAGGGACACGCUACCGACCCUCACACACUCGCCAUCUUAGUGGAAAACUCUCCAGGCUUAUCUCUCGAGUGCGGCAGGAGGUGGCGUGGGUGUCCCUGCGCGUGCCCCUUGCCUUGAGAGUGUGCCCUGGGGGUGUGGGAGUGGGAUGAGGCGCCACAGAUAACCCUCGGGGGCGGUGGCGCUGCAGCACUCACCCACCCCCUCCCCCCGGCCCCUGCCAUCCCUUGAUACACGGUUCGCGUGAUGGAGCGGCGGCUGGAGUGGAGCGGCGGCAGCGUUGGUGCUGGAGGAGGAGAAGGAGGUGGAGGAGGAGGCGGUGGAGGAGGUGAGGGAGGAGCAGGGAGCAGCGAAGAAAUGGAGGACGUGGAGGUCCUUCAGGUGGAGAUGGAAGAGAAAGAAGCGGUCAUUACUACGCUCUCCACGCAGGUGGAAGAACAGAGACAACUCCGCCUGCAAGACGCCAAGAAGGUGGAGGCGAAGGCGGCGAAAAUCAAAGAAUGGGUCACUAACAAGCUGAAGGAGCUUGAGGACCAGAACGCCCACCUGCGGGAGCAAAACGCGAAAUGCAACGUUCAGCUGGAACUUCUGCGCGGCCGCUUGGCUCACCUCUCCACCAUGCACACAGAGAGGGACAGAGACACAGAGAGGUUAUGGAAAAGGAGAUCCCUAAGUCUGCCUAAGGACUCCUCCCGGGGCAGCUAUGAGGGGGACAGACCCGACAGUGAUGAGUCUCUUCCUGAUGGUCGAAAUGAAGCUGAUUACAUACCAUCCCGUCCAGCCACCCUUGGCCGAGACCGCCGAUCAAAGUCAAGAUCCCCAGCAGGUUUGAGAAGGGCCAGUUCUAGUGACACAGAUGCUAACUAUGGAGAAAUUCGCUUCAAAUCUCGACACAAUGGACCCCCUCGCACCAACCUCGAGAGACGGCGCUAUGAUGAGGACAAAAGAACCAGAGACUCUCGUGUGGAUUCAGGUUCAGUGGAUCUAGAAACACCACAGAGCCUCAGUCCAAAAAGUCCACUUGAGGUGAUGCUGAACAGCCUAACACAGAGCACAGGCAGUUUACCAAGAAGUCGAGGAGACAGUCCAAGAAAACCAGUGCCCCAACCCCGCACAAAGCACUUGAAAAAGGGCGGGAGUGUGCCUACUUAUGUUACCAAAAGUGCUGAUAGUCUUGAUCUUGAACUUGACAGUUAUGACAACACUGAGAGCACAGACUCAAGUCAGUUAGCACGUUCUGGGGACAGUCACCUGAGUGAUGAGGGCAGGCGAUCCAGAGCAAAAGAUGAACUCCAUGACUAUAGUGAGAUAUACACUCCAAGCAGGGAUCAAACUGCCUGGCCUGCAGAGGCCGAGGCUAAUGGAGAGAAGCCGCCCACUCCACCAUUGCACCGCUUUCCAUCUUGGGAAUCAAGAAUAUAUCAGGUGGCACAAGAGGGUUUGUCAGGGUCAGGUGGUGCAGGGCCAGGGGAGGCUGGCAGUAGAGUGAGAACCUCAGGUCUGGGGAGCUACCCAGAGAUCCACGUCCCUGUGUAUGCUGCUGUCAAGGGGCGAGCCAGUCAAAUCCGUUCUGUUCCAUUCACUGGGGAUUCAUCAGACUCCUCAGAUGGAGAGGAUCACUGUGGGGGAUCGGACUCCAGAGGCCUGUCCUCCCAUACUCCCUCCUCCUCAGCUGAGUCAUCAUCCAGCUCACCCUCCAAAAGCAAAACAUCAUCUCUGUCUCCAGCAAAGCUUUCAGGCUCUUCACCUUCCAAAAGCAUGAGGAGAGACAGCAGUCGGUUAUCUCAGGAUUCAGAUGAUUAUGCCGAUUAUGCCAUCCCACCCGAUGCUAUGCCAGAUUCUAUACCAGAUUCAGUGCCCUCCUUAAGACUGCCGGAUACAUCCUUUGAGUCUGGCGUGUCCGAUGAUUAUGCAAUCCCACCAGAUGCCCGAAGUGACAGUGGAUCGCUAGAAUCAACUAUGGCACCCACCAUCAGUGCCAGGACAUCUUGUGUUGAAACAACCACUAAUACUCUUACAUCAAGCCACAUCGGUACUGUGUCUCCCCGUCGGGAGAGUUCUUUGGAAAAGAUGGGUUACUUGACCAAACUUGGAGGGAAACUUAAGACAUGGAAAAAGCGCUACUUUGUAUUAAAGGAUGGAACUCUAACUUAUUGGAAAAGUCAGAGUGACAUACAUCGGAAACCAGCUGGACAGAUAACACUGAAUGAGGUGUGCCGAGUAACAAGAUCUGAGGGGGCACACACCUUCGAAGUGAAUACUGGCAAAAAGACGUACUACCUCACUGCAGAUAAUACAGCCCUUGUUGAAGACUGGGUCAGAGUUCUUCAGAAUGUGCUCAGAAGAAAUGCCACUAAAUUGUUGCUCAGUAAAGAAGACAAUAAGCCAACCUUGCAGGGAUGGCUCACCAAAGUCAAACAUGGUCAUGCACGUCGCUGUUGGUGUGUUCUCAUUGGGAAAAUGUUUAUUUAUUUUAAGAAUCCCAAUGACCAGAAUCCUAUAAGCCAAAUCAAUAUGCGUGAUGCAAGAGUGGAGGAAGUGGAGAAGGUGUCUGACUCUGAAGGAGAGGAUGCAGCAGAUGAUGACACACCAAGGGAAGAUUUAACCAUUGGCAUAUUUCCUUCACACCAAGGUCCAACCUACCUCAUCAUGCCAAAUAAGCAAGAAAAGGACAAUUGGCUGUACCACCUCACAGUGGUGUCGGGUGGAGGUCCCAAUGCUGGUACUCAGUAUGAACAGCUGGUACAGAAGCUAAUGGAGCUUGAUGGAGAUGCCAACUGUGUUUUGUGGCGACACCCACUGUUGCUGCACAGUAAAGAUCCCAUCACAUCUCCUCUUACCUCCCUUCCAUCUUCACAACUUCAGGCUGAAGCUAUAAAGCUAUUUAAGGCCUGCCAACUUUAUACAUCAGUCUUAAUGGACUCAUCUGGUAUAGACUAUCAUGUGGUUCUGUGUCAGAAUGCUCUCCAGCAGUGCCUCACGUACCCAGAACUACAGUCAGAGCUCUUCUGUGCUCUGAUCAAACAGACAUCGAAACACCUUCAAGCCAAACCAGGGGUCCAGGUAACCAAGACUCUGAACAAAAUCAAGCACUCCCGAAACCUGCUUCUUUGUGCAACACAAUCACUGUUUCUGUGUGAUUCCUCGGGUGCACAAAAAGCCUCACCCACCCUGGGGAGUGGACAGCCACUGCCAGCUGAUCCCAAGAUCAACCCUCCAUCCUACACAUUCAUUCAGGGAUGGCAGUUCCUGGCACUGGCUGUUUCACUCUUUGUUCCUAAAAACAACAAGUUGCUGUGGUAUCUCAAACUUCAUCUGGAGAGAAAUGCAGAUACUAAAUCUGAGGUAGGAAAAUAUGCUGCAUAUUGCCAGCGAGCCCUUGAGCGAACCCUAGAACAUGGAGGUCGUGAAGCCAAACCUUCCCGUAUGGAAGUUCUCUCUAUCCUGCUAAAGAACCCAUACCACCAUUCCCUGCCCCAUGCUAUACCCGUCCACUUCAUCAAUGGAACAUACCAAGUGAUUGGCUUUGAUGGUUCAACAACCAUUGAAGAGUUCCUGUCAUCACUGAACCAUGAGAUAGGGUGUCGGGAUGUUCAACAGUCAGGAUUUGCUCUCUUCUCAGAUGAUCCCAUUGAGAAGGACCUUGAACACUGUCUGAACCGAAAUGCUAAGCUAUGUGAUGUUAUAUCCAAAUGGGAGACAGCACUGAGAGAAAAGGGCUCUGGAAAGUUUGAAAAUACCAAAGUUAUACGUCUCCUUUAUAAGUCUCGAUUAUAUUACCGAGCUGCUGCUAAGCAUGAAACUGACAAGGAAAAGUUGCUGCUGUGCUACCAAGUAAACCAACAGAUACAGCAGGGCAAGUUCCCGAUUACCUGGGAAUUAGCACUAGAAUUAGCAACACUCAUGGCACAGAUUGACAUGGGAGAAGUGAACAGUGAGAGGUCCAGAGGGUCAGGUUCAUCAGGCCCCUCAACGGCACACGUCCAGCAGGCAUUCAACAAGUUCUAUCCUGCCAGAUACAGGGAAGACCUUUCAGAUGAGGACACCAAAAACUUGCUUGAUAGUUUACAAGAAAAGUGGGUCAGUCUACGAGGAAGGUCACAGAGUGACUGUGUACGCAUUUAUUUGACCUGUACUAGGAAAUGGCCUUAUUUUGGGGCUACACUCUUCCCUGCUGCUACUCCUUCUCCUGAUGGCCCUCCAACCCCUGUGUGGGUGGCAGUGAGUGAGGAUGCCAUCUCCUUGCUGGACUACACCACAAUGGUGUCUGUAGGAAGAUAUGGAUAUAGCUCUGUUGUUACUUUUGGUGGAUGUCAAGAAGAUUUCAUGUUAGUGGUACAUACACCUGAAGAGGACAGUGCCCAUCACCCUCCAGGCACACACAAGCUUUUGUUGUGUAUGAACAAACCAAAGAUCCUUGAGCUGACUCUCCUGAUAGCAGACUACAUGAAUGCCCUUGGCCGCCCCAUCCCCGGCACCCCCCAGACAGGCACCCUGACCCGUCAUGGAUCCAGAAGGUCGGCACGCUCACACAUAACCUCCAUCCCAGGGCAGCCUGAUCUGCUCAAGAUGACAACGGAAGUAGAUCACAAGCUGCAGCGCCUUGAUGCUAAGCGGAGAGCACCAGUGGACUCCUCUGUUGUCUGACCUUCAGUUCAGGCUCGGGCAUCCUGAGUCAGGUUCAUGCUCGGCCCCACCGCCACGCUGUGAUAAUGGUUCACUUUCCUCCCAGUGUUCUUUCCUGUUUCUGAGGAAUAUUAAUCAAAUGCUGAAUAUUGAUAGAUAAAUUCAUCAACAUUUCAGUUACAAGGGGGAAUAGGUAAAUAGUAUUGCAUGAUACGCAACAUUACCUAAUGUGAAUUUAGAACAUCUUUUGUGGCCGAGCAUUAUCAUUAAACAAACUUAAUUAGCUUCUCAUAGUGAGCAGUUUAUAUUACUUCAGCUUAACUUUUUUUGUAUUUUUUUACUGAAAUUAUAUUUGGGAUGAUAGACCUAUUUGAAACUAUGUGGGGCACAAAAUUGAGGUUUUAUAAUCAUUGAGGAAAGAUAAUUGCAGGUCCUACAGCUAAUAAUGUGCCUUAUGCUGCACUGGAUAUCAAUGAAUAGGAGUCACAUUUCUUUGAGUUACUUUAAUUCUGAGAGUGCACAAAUGUGAUGAUAAUAGAGUUGCCAGAAAUACCAUGAAUACACAAUACUCUAAAGUGCUAAGCAACACUAGUCCAUUGUACACCUAGUCGUGAAAUGAAAGUAUAAAUCCCAUUUAGGUGAUAAACACAGCCAUCACAAGAACAGUAGAACCAAAACUCAUCACAAUGAUAGUACUACAAUCAUAUAAUUGUUUUUAUUGCAUCACACAUCUAUAUCUCAAUUUUGAAGCUAAAACAAAUUGACUGCCACAAAAUUUUAAUGAAAACAUAAGGGUGUUUCAGCUUCGACAACUUAAUGCUGCAUACCAGUGAAACCUCUUUUAUAUUUUUCCAGCAUAUUAAUUCAAUAUGAAAUCCAUGUUCUUACAAGAAAGUUAAAUUUAGUAAAUAUAUAUAUAUAUAUAUAUAUAUAUAUAUAUAUAUAUAUAUAUAUAUAUAUAUAUAUAUAUAUAUAUAUAUAUAUAUAUAUAUAUUAGACAGUCCUUAGGUUGGGACCAACUGUCCUUCAUAACAUGAUUACAUAAGAUGUGGUCAUAUUCAGACUACAUUACAUCUAUUGGGAAGAAAUAUAUUUUUUUUCAGGAACACAUAGGUGUUACAUAUGAAAAAAUUAUAUGUAUAUUAUAUUUUCACACUUAUGCCAAAUCCCUAAUAUCCAUAGUCACAUAUAUAGUACACUGCAUUAUAUUGAACAAGUUUUAGUUUUCAGAUAACUUCUUUUAACAUGGGGUACAAAAUUCCAUUGUCUAAAAAUAGAGCUGUUGAUAAUAACCAAGCAUAGACUGAGCUACUAUUAAUUCAUUGAUACGGAGACAUUGGUGUCAACUUUCCUCCAAUUAUUAUCAUUAUUAUUUUUUCAUUAUUGUUUUUAAACAUUAAAAGUAUGUAUAUUUACACAUUUUAUGAUAAAUUAAGUGUUCCUCAUAAGGAGAAGUGUAUUUUUUUUAUUUGUUGAUGUCAUUGUGAUAUAAUCCAGUUAUACAAGUAAACUGAAAUAUCAUUAAUGAAAAUUUGUGCCAUAAGUAAGAAAUGUAAAGAGAAAAAGGCACGCUUAUGUUCAUGCAGCAUCACUGAGGGGAAUGAAACACAUUGGAUUAAUGGCAGAAGGAAGAAAAUACCCAACUGUACCAUAGUAGGUAAAUGAGGAAGGGAAUUUCUUUUCAAGGUUCAUCUUAUUAAGAGUCAUACAGGAUCUCGUUCAACAUACAUGUCAGUGCAACAACAGGAUUUAUGAGAGUCUUGUACCUGGCUGUUUUUUGUCACAUAUAACUUAAUAAUUUCUUUGUGAACUUUGCUAUGAUCUUUCUUCUUUCUCUGAAAGUAAUGUUGAUGAUCUCAUUUGCUGCCAUUCAUGUCCCCUGAUGAGUUAUCAGUGAUAAAUGGCAGUCCACAUUUGGCCUGUUUCCAAGUAGAGUCAUAUUUAGUAAUUCUGACUUGACUCUUGUUGCCUCAGCUCACACCUGUAACUAGAGGUGUUGAGAGGGAGGAACCUAAGGUGUUUCUCCACUAUUGUGUCCACUCUGGCUAACAGAUGCACAUGUUCACAGGAUGAUAUUUAAUUUACACUGCACACCAUCGUAGUGAAGGGGACAUAGUUUAGGGACUAACUGAUAAAGAAAUAGUGAAUGAAAUACUGAAGACUUUGAGGUAAGAAAGGCCAAUGAAACAAUGUUAAGUGUCUAGGUGAGUUGCUUUGUUGCUUCUCAUUCAACAGCUGCCAACCCUCACAUUGGGAUUCCAUAGAUAUGACAUCAAAUCUUUGGAAGGCUUAGUAGGAAUUUAUCCAAUAUUGUACAUCACAAAGUCUUGAAGUGGAAAUUGUAGAGUGAUCUUCAUGGAAGACCACUUUUAAGUAAAGAGAAAAUAUUGCAACUACUAUGUAGUAAUCUUGCAUUUUCUUUGGCUUUUACAUGUCAUAUCAUGAUGUAAAGAAAACAAUUCUUUAAAGCUGUAACUAUUUUAUAAAUAGUAAUGUGAUGCUGUUAUAAGAUUGCUUCCCAGUUAAUAUACCUCUAACCUUACAGUAUGUGUGCACACACUGAUUCUUCUGCCCUGUAUGUAUAUGCUGGUUUAUUGAAGUAUAUUGAGUUAGCUGUAUAAUAGUUGUGUAACCAUACAAAGCAACAGUUUUAUUUAAAACAUGACCAAGAGAGGUAGACAGAUAGACAAAGGAAGGAGAAUAGUAAAUCAAGAAAAUAUAAAGAAUUAGCUUAAAUAUUCAGUCUGAAAAUACAGGCAAAUGAAUAUUAUAAGCAUACAUUCAUUGACAGGAGUCACAGUCAUUUAAUGGCUGAAGUGUUGAUAUUACCAUGUGUUCAUUUGUUCUUUAAUCAGGAAAUUGGAUGCAGUUGUUUUGUUAUCAUCAUCAUUACCAUCAUCAUCGUUCAUCAUCACUUAUCAGUGUCCAGUCCUUACACUAUAAAAACAGGAUAGGAGAUCUGAAUUCAGAGAGAGCACCAAUAAUUUCAGUUGAACAUAAGCUAGAUCACUUGAAAUGAGUCAUACAUCCAAUCAGUGAUAAUCCUGGGCAUUUAAAACUUUCUAAGAUUCUGAGCACAUAAGAACAUAAGAAAAUAAGGGAAGCUGCAAGAAGCCAUCAGGCCUAUAUGUGGCAGUCCCUUUGUGGGGCUUUAUUAUUCUUUGAAGGAAAGACUGUGACUCCUAGCUAAGUCAAUAUUUUCAUGUCAUCUGAACACACAAUGCUUGCACAAUAGGAGUGGUGAUGAAUAUGACUUUUUUCAAGCAAGUAAAUCUAUCUACCUCUGCCAAACCAGAAAGAUUAUAUGAAACAUUGUAGAUUGAUCAGUGUUAAGUACCUUACCAAGCAGACUAUGGCUGUGUUCACAUGUUAAAUCCAAUAUAGGUUAAAUAUGAAACUUCAGCCCAUUUCUAUAUUUUCCCCAAACAGAUCACUAAGAGCAUUCUCGCUUAUUUUUUUGCAACUUACUGUGUGUCUGAAUUGGCUUAUACUGCACAAUAUACAAAGUCAUGUGUUUAAAUUAUUCAUUCCUGUGUUUGCUUUUAUGAUGUAGUACUGAGAGGAAAAUAUGAAUAUAACCUAAAUAGUUCCAAACUACUAUGGUACAGUAGCUACAAUGCUGACACAAUGAUGCUAUGUUGCAGUGAAAAUAGUCCCCAUAUAUUAUUAUUACUGGUCAUAAACAUGUAAUUUUUUUAUGAAGAUUGAUCAAUAUUUUACUUCAGAGGAACAUUUUUUAGUCAGGUAUUUCUUAUGUGCGUGUAUUGUCUUAGGAAUAUGAAUGAUUAUUGUGAUACUCAUACACAUAUAUAACAUAUGACUUUAAAGUAUUACAGUAUUAGUACUGGAUGGUGAAACUCAAAGCUAUGAAUAUAUUUUCAGUAGGGUCUUGCUUGGAAUAAAAAAAAAAUAAAAAAGAGAGAAUAGUCAUAGAAUUUUGGGUCAAACAAUGUUACACUUCAUUAAUAGUGGCAGCAAUUGGUUUCCAUGAUUAUUUUCUUUGGGAUGCAUUAAUAUGAAUCUUCACAUAUGUUAUUUGAUUGCAUUUACUUUGUCAUGUGUUCAAACUACAUAAUUUUGUACUAGUUUAAUUUUUUACUGAUGAUCAAAGGUGCCAUAAAUACUAGUCAGAAUUUGUAAUAAUUUUUCAUCAUAUUCCACCAAGUCUGAUGAAGUAUGCCUUCCAAGAUUGUAUAACUAAGGUACAAUGUAAGGCUUCAUGCUAUGUAUAUAUAUAUUUUUUUUUUAUGUAGUAGCUUGAUUAUGUUAAGUAGUGACUGCUGUGAAUGGAAGGCUUGCCAUUGUAGCUCAUGGAACAGAACAUUUAUUGACUCAAACCAGAGACGGCAGUUAUAUAUACAAUUAAUGGUCAACACCUUUAGUCAUUUUACAGACACAGAGCUUUAAAUUGAUGUGUACAGUUUGUGAGUUUUGUAUGUGGUCUGUAUAUCCCCCAUAUGGUUUGUGGAGAAAGCCAAGGGAAUGUUCCUGCUAUGCCUUAUUUUUGUUUCAGUUUUGGCAUUUCAGUAGUUAUCAUACAGUCAUAUGUAAUUAAUAUGUAUGUAGGUAGUGACUUAAAGGCACAAACUGUGCAUACAUUACCAUGUGUGUGUCACACAUUGUUUCUUUUACUUUCAAUAAAUGUAGAGAAAAUAAUAUGAACACUGGUAAAUUAAUAAAUAUUUUCUAUCCCCA
Scylla paramamosain (green mud crab) is the source of this 10037-nucleotide messenger RNA. RefSeq lists its product as uncharacterized. Gene Ontology annotation, cellular component: cytoskeleton. The transcript has 27 exons. NCBI's taxonomy places the organism in Eukaryota, Metazoa, Arthropoda, Malacostraca, Decapoda, Portunidae. The record is from RefSeq and is a predicted model, not a curated record. Bases 963 to 5363 code for a protein of 1466 amino acids.